AAUGAGACUCUGUUUCUUAGAAAGAAAAUGAACGAACCAUCUUCACGAUAUUUGGUAGUCACAGGGAUGCUCGUAAUGGCGACAAUGAUCUCCAUGUGUCAAGCUAUGGGUAAUAACGUCUACCCUCUGAUUCUGGUUCCAGGAAACGGAGGUAACCAGCUAGAGGCAAGACUGGACAGAGAAUACAAGCCAAGUAGCGUUUGGUGUAGCAGCUGGUUAUAUCCGAUCCAUAAGAAGAGUGGUGGAUGGUUUAGGCUAUGGUUCGAUGCGGCAGUGUUAUUGUCUCCCUUCACCAGGUGCUUCAACGAUCGAAUGAUGUUGUACUAUGAUGCCGAUUUGGAUGAUUACCAAAAUGCUCCUGGUGUCCAGACCCGGGUUCCUCAUUUCGGUUCGACCAAAUCCCUUCUCUACCUUGACCCUCGUCUCCGAGAUGCCACAUCUUACAUGGAACAUUUGGUGAAAGCUCUAGAGAAAGACUGCGGUUAUGUUACCGACCAAACCAUCCUUGGAGCUCCAUAUGAUUUUAGGUACGGUCUGGCAGCCCCGGGCCACCCGUCCCGUGUAGCCUCACAGUUCCUACAAGACCUCAAACAUUUGGUGGAAAAAACUAGCAGCGAGAACGAAGGAAAACCAGUGAUACUCCUCUCCCAUAGCCUAGGUGGACUUUUCGUACAACAUUUCCUCAACCGUACCACCCCUUCAUGGCGUCGCAAGUACAUCAAACACUUUGUUGCACUCGCUGCACCAUGGGGUGGGACGAUCUCUCAGAUGAAGACAUUUGCUUCUGGAAACACACUUGGUGUCCCUUUAGUUAACCCUUUGCUGGUCAGACCGCAGCAGAGGACCUCCGAGAGUAAUCAAUGGCUACUUCCAUCUGCCAAAGUGUUUAACGAUAGAACUAAACCGCUUGUCGUAACUCCUCGGGUUAACUACACAGCUUACGAGAUGGGUCGGUUUCUUGCAGACAUUGGUUUUUCUCAAGGAGUUGUGCCUUACAAGACAAGAGUGUUGCCUUUAACAGAGGAACUGAUGACUCCGGGAGUGCCAGUCACUUGCAUAUAUGGGAGAGGAGUUGAUACACCGGAGGUUUUGGUGUAUGGAGAAGGAGGAUUCGAUGAGCAACCAGAUAUUAAGUAUGGAGAUGGAGAUGGGACGGUUAAUUUGGCGAGCUUAGCAGCUUUGAAAGUCGAUAACUCGAAAAGCGUAGAGAUUGGUGGAGUCUCGCAUACAUCUAUACUUAAAGACGAAAUCGCACUUAAAGAGAUUAUGAAGCAGAUUUCGAUUAUUAAUUCUGAAUUACUCAACGUUAAUGCCAUGAAUGAAUGAGAGUAGUCAACUAUUUCAUCAUUUUUAGUCCCACAUUUUUAGAUAAAGAAGUAAUUUACCCGGUUUGUUUUAGCUACUCCUUAUAGGAGAAAGAAGAAUUAAAAACCAAAUGAAAUUACUUAUUUGAA
This is a messenger RNA of Arabidopsis arenosa, 1454 nucleotides long. The record is from the annotation of a GenBank genome assembly. NCBI's taxonomy places the organism in Eukaryota, Viridiplantae, Streptophyta, Magnoliopsida, Brassicales, Brassicaceae.